AUGUCGGAUUUCCGCAGUGAAGCCAAACCUUACCAACGAGACAAGGACCACAACCGCAAAUGGGCAAGAGGUGGAAAAGGCCAAGUCACCCAACCAUGCACUCAGCACGAUGAAAUCAACUCGAACUGCUACAAAUGCAUCGGUCGUCCGAAGGGCCAGCACCUAACCGCUGGCGAGGCAAGAUACAAACAACACCACAAGAACCGCGUCACUUCCCAGACGGCCACCCUCGCCCGCAAGGUCUUUCGAAACGAAGUGGUUGACGCUCUCGACGGUCCUCUUGCCCACGUCUCGGACAAUUCCGAAGAGGAGGAUGUCGUCGAUGCCUCUGCUGCACCACUCCCCCCCGGGGCAGACUUCUUGUACAGCUACGACUCUCGCUCCGGUCCUCGUGCCGGCUCCGACCUUCUCAGCAACGCCGUCGCCCAAGCUGUACGACGGUUCGAAAACAACGAGACAGACAAGCUCGUCAAGAAGGAAUACGACGUUGUCGACGGCAAGGACAUGGCCGAAGUCUCCACCGACGAGGAUGACCUUGACCUUGACUUUGAGCUGAUUGAUCAUACUCACUUGAAUUGA
Exophiala spinifera is the source of this 579-nucleotide messenger RNA. RefSeq lists its product as uncharacterized. Bases 1 to 579 code for a protein of 192 amino acids. The record is from RefSeq and is a predicted model, not a curated record. The transcript has a single exon. Lineage: Eukaryota; Fungi; Ascomycota; Eurotiomycetes; Chaetothyriales; Herpotrichiellaceae.